CAAUCAAGCCUAACAUGUUCGUCCAAUUCCCAUCCCAACAAGAAAGAAAUCCAGGUGCUUGAUUGGGGCCAACAACAAGAUGAUGAAGAUUGCAUUGGUGAUGGUGAUGGUGAUGUUCUUGUGUGGGGCAGAAGCAUCGAUAGGCAUCAAUUGGGGAAGGGAGAGUGCCCAAAGAUUGGUCCCAUCACAAGUUGUGGAUUUGUUGUUGCAAAAUGGAAUUGGACGAGCAAGAUUAUAUUCCGCUCAAACAGAUAUUGUGGCUGCAUUCGAAGGAAGUGGCAUUAAUUUGACCAUAACCAUAAACAAUCCUUCAGCAAUAAAAAGUAGGGAAUCGGCAACGGCGUGGAUCAAGGCAAAGGAAUUCUAUUUCAAUCGUUGCAACAUAAAGUCCAUCUUUCUUUUCGGGUAUGUGUUUUUGAAUGGGAUGAAGGGCGGUUUGGGGCCAUUGAUCAAGGCAUUGGAGUCACAACGUCUGCUGCAAGACGUUCUGAAUGAGCGUGGGUUCGGCCACAUAAAGGUGAACUUCCCGCACAUUGAUAUGGAAUUGGUCUCCAACGUCACAAAGCCAUCUGAAAGCGACUUCUACGACAUCAUCAAGCCACACAUGAUCCAACAUCUGCAAUUCCUCAGGGAAAACAAUGCUCCAUUUCAAGUCGAGAGCAUCCCAAUCAUCAACGCCGCUUUGAAUAACUUCGACCCCAGCUUCGCCUUCCCGGGCAACGCUUCCACCCAAGUCAUCAAGGACACCAACGGCGCUGUCUACACCAACAUCGUGGAGUGGCAAUACGACUCCUACGUGUGGGCCCUUGAAAAGCUCAACUUCUCCGACAUCCGUGUAGACUACAGCAUGCUAGGGUGGCCCACCGACGGGUACACUGGAGCCAACUUCUCCAGCGCAGAGUACUUUUACAAGCACCUCCUGCCUUGGGUGAGUAGCGACAAGGGCACUCCAAAGCGCCCCGGCCACCCAAUCAACGUUAAUGUGCACAGUCUCACCGACGAGCACAAAAUGUUGUUAUCCUACCCGUUCGCGCGGCACUGGGGCAUCUACCGCUCCAAUGGGCAGCCCAAGUAUAAGAUCGAUCUCUCCGGGCAGGGUCGGGACAUGUACCCCACCACCGUCCGGGGCAUUAUGCACAUGCCCAACCGGUGGUGUGCCUUCAAUGGGGAGCGUCGUGACAUAGGCAAGGUCAGGGCCCAGCUCGAGCGGGCGUGCAUCGGCAGCGAUUGCACCAGCACCUACCCCGGGGCCUCGUGCAGCUCCCUCACCUUCGAACAGAACAUUACCUAUGCCUUCAACAUGUAUUUCCAGUUCCAAUUCCAGGAUGAGAAGUCGUGUGAUUUCGAGGGCUUGGGCCACGUCGUUGUCAACGAUCCCUCAACAGACGCCUGCGUCUUCCCCGUCGAGGUUGUCAAAGGCCAACAAGUCAACUUUAUGCCCAAAAACUCUGGACGCGCCUUCCGCCCUUCCACGGCCUUCUUCUGCUUUUCAAUUUUCCUCUUUUUUUAUUUAUCUAUGUAGGACAAUCUUGUAUAACUAAAUCACUCAU
This is a messenger RNA of Salvia hispanica, 1550 nucleotides long. Its product is annotated as glucan endo-1,3-beta-glucosidase 8-like. Lineage: Eukaryota; Viridiplantae; Streptophyta; Magnoliopsida; Lamiales; Lamiaceae. Gene Ontology annotation, molecular function: hydrolase activity, hydrolyzing O-glycosyl compounds. Gene Ontology annotation, biological process: carbohydrate metabolic process. The record is from RefSeq and is a predicted model, not a curated record.